Messenger RNA from Branchiostoma floridae (Florida lancelet), 3433 nucleotides. Its product is annotated as engulfment and cell motility protein 2-like. Lineage: Eukaryota; Metazoa; Chordata; Leptocardii; Amphioxiformes; Branchiostomatidae. The record is from RefSeq and is a predicted model, not a curated record. Gene Ontology annotation, biological process: cell motility; actin filament organization. Gene Ontology annotation, cellular component: plasma membrane. The transcript has 7 exons. Bases 728 to 2893 code for a protein of 721 amino acids.
AUCUGACGGAGAUUUGUAAACAGGUUUCCUAACUUAUGGAUAAUCUGGAAAAAUAUUGAAAAGCGCCUGAUACAAUUCCGUGGGGAUCCCUAAUCUCAAAGUUUUGUUUGGCCGCUGCGAUUUCGAUUACUGCAGCGGCACCCACAGGAAAGGGGGUGGUCUCUGUACAAGGAGAGUGGUCUCAAAAUAAGGUCAAACCUAUGUAGGCGCGAACACGAUCGAUAUAGCAGAAGUACUGGGUAUAUGUAGCUCGCUUUAAAACCUUCAGCUGCAAGAGAGGGUUUUAUGGUGACCGGCGUGAGGCCAGAAAUUCCAUCCUCGUUCCUCUCGUUAUCUCCGCUUCAACAACUGCAAAUUAUUUGGCGAGGGGCGAAAGGGAACCCGCCUGACCGCCCCAGGCGGACAACCCGACAGGACAAGUUUUGAAUUCUUGCGAAUAGCGACCCCUAGUGCCGUCAUAGACUGUUCCGUGUGCUGGGUGACUUCCUUCAUGUAGUGGGGUUGAUUCUAGUGUCCUUGAGUGUCCUGUACGCCCGUCUAUUCUGUGUUUUUGCCCGACUGUGUCAGGACUUGAACACAUCCGUCCGGUAUUGUCUCAGAAGGGAAGAUGGGGAAAUGACUGAAUCUUUCCUUUGCUGACACAACAGCACGAGAAAACAGCACAAAAGAAACACAUGGGGAGCUAAGUGUUGUAGCAAGACGGGAUAAGACUACUUCAAGAGACGACAUGCCGGUUUCCAAGGAUAUCGUCAAGCUGGCGGUGGAGAUGCCCGGUAGAGUGGCCCAGUUCUUGGACUUUAACCAACGAAGGCCGUUACCGGACAUCAUUGCUAAGCUAUGUGAUCACUGGGGCUUAGAGAGCCCAGAGGAAUACGCCCUGCAGUAUUCGGACGGAUCCCAGGCGUACAUAACGGAAAAGAACCGCGCAGAGAUUAAAAACGGCGCCAUCUUGCGUCUGACGACAUCCCCGUCCAAGACGGUCCGCGAGAUUCUCGUCCUGCCGACGAAAGAUGCCUUGAUGAAGCUAGCUCGCGGUUCGUCCGACACGACAUUCGCGACGGAAUUCGUGUACCGGAAUGGCGUGCCCUUGUUAGUUGACAUGGUGGUAGAGGGCACGGCAACGGGUGAGGCAUUGGCGUACAUACUGACAGCAUUUCUGCAGUUCAUGGACCACGGCAUCCUUCCGUGGAAACAGUUCAGCGACGACUUUAUACGGAAGAUAAUCGGAUACGUCCUUAGGAGUACUCCCGCCGAGGCUAUGAUCCUGCAACGAUCUCUCGCUAUCUUGGAAUGUGCCAUAUUAAGUAGCGAAGAUCUCUACAAAGCGAUUUCCGCCCAGAUCACGGUUGAAGAGAUUACCGUGCACUUUAAGAGCCCUGUCCCGGAGGUCCAGCUGAAUGCCGUGGCGCUCAUCAACGCGCUGUGGCUCAGGUCCUCCAAGGUCAAGGCCAGAGAGAUCGGAGAAACUCUACAGUUCAAGUACAUCCGGGCCGUCAUGCUUAACUACAUCAUCAGGGGCAGGCGGGAAGUCUCCUCAGAGAUGGCUCACCAGCUACACGUGCUGCAGGUCCUGAUCAUGAACUUGAACGAAGACCGCAUGUACACGAAGAUCAACCCGAGCGACACCGCCCAUUUGGAAAAGCUGUACGAACUCUCCCAAAUCGCCUUCGGGAGAGACAGCGAUUCGGAAUCAUUCGCCACGCCGAACCCUGGCGGAAAUGCACGAACACAGGCGAGGAAAGGCCGAGGCGUCUCCGACAGAGCGCAAGUCGAAUUCAAGAAACUGGGAUUCUCGAAUCUCGCAAACCCCUUGAUGGACUUCGCUAAGAGACCGCCAGGGGUCCUUGCGUUGGAUUGCAUAGUCUACUUUGCCGCGAAUUAUCCCGACUCGUUUACUAGGCUUGUAUUGGAGAAUUCGUGUAGGCAAGACAACUACGUUUGCCCGUUCGCACGGACGUCCAUUGAUAUGACCAAACUAUUGUGCAAGAUGCUUAAGAUCGGCGAACUCCCCUCUGAGACGGGGACUGAAUAUUACCCCAUGCUGUUCACCCAAGAGAGCCCUCUAGAGGAAUUAUUCUGUCUCUGCAUCCAACUUCUGAACAAGACUUGGCGAGAGAUGCGAGCUAUGGAUGAAGACUAUGACAAGGUUAUGGACGUGGUGAGAGAGCAGAUAACGCUCGCCCUGUCAGAAAAACCCGACACCAUGGACCGCUUCCGCGCCAUCUUACAGGAGCUGGACUAUCAUCAGAUCAUCAAGAUCCUCCAGGACAGGAGGGCGUCCAUGUUGGAAACUAACACGGAUCUAGAACCCUUCUGUGAGCUUCGGGAGGACAAGCGACCUGAGGUUUUAGACCUGGUCAAGAAACAUCGUCUCAAUGCCUUGGUCGAGGGGACGAUAUUCAACAAGGUCACGACUAGAAGGUCCAAGGACAAGUUUUGGUACUGCCGCCUAGCGCCUAACCACAAGUGCCUACACUGGGGUGACGUCUCCGACUCAGCGAAACCUCCGCUUCCUGUAGAAAUGCUACCGGAAAUGCUACCUGUUGCCGACAUCAAGGGACUAGCUGUGGGUAAGGAGUGUCCCCAUAUCAUGAAGGAAGGAAAGAAGGAGAAGAAAGAGAGCUUGGCGCCGCUCGCCUUUUCAGUCCUUUACGACCCCGAGGGGUCAUUGAACUUUUUGGCGCCAAAUGACUACAUCUACGACCUGUGGACGGACGGUAUCAGGGCGCUCCUGGAACAGGAAAUGACGUCAGAGCUUGCGCAGAAGGACAUGGAGAUCCUUCUCGGGAUGGAGAUGAAGUUGGCCCUGCUGGACACUGAGGGAAUCCCCGUACCAAACGAACCUCCACCGAUCCCGGAAGAUCCCAAGGAUUAUAACUUCUGUUGCGAAUGAUUAAACACUUGAUUAAACACUAAAAUUGACGAUGAGUCCAAUUUCCCUCCGUUCUGAUGAACUUCAACAAUAUGACUGAUUGCAAAAAACUUUGAAGUGACUUUGAACACAAAGAAAAACGCUCGCCACGCAAAGUCUCGACAAAGUCUUCGGUCUUCGCCAGGUACUCACUUUUACGUCACGUGACUUUCCAAAAACGAAACGCGUCGACGUCAGGAGAAUCUUUCUACAUGUUGGUUGAUUUUUUUUUUAGACAUGUGCUUUAACAAACUAACUAGUAACAGGCUUUCCUCCAAAUGUAACGUUAUGUACCUUCUAGAUGCCACAUGUGUAUGAACAAAGCUAUGUCAAUGGCGCUUUUGUCGACAAUGCCAUGCAAAUGCUUUCUUAAUGUUUUAUACAAAAAAGUAUUUUUCCAAGUACAGUAUUGUAAUGACGUGUUGCAAUAGAUGUAGGCAUGCCUGUCAAAGACGUUACCAGCAUGUCGGUCCUCCAGCCCUAUGUCUAGGAAUUAGAAAAAUUAAAACUAUGAUUGUGGCA